AUGCUCUUUCCAACAGUUGAGCGAAGGCGAAGAUACAACAUUAAUGACAGAAUUAAAGAGUUGGCCACACUUUUACCGCCCAAUACUCAUCCAGCAAUGAAAUUGAACAAAGGUUCCAUCCUGAAAGCGUCAGUGGAAUAUGUGAAGGAAUUAAAAAAGGACAAACAGAAACUUAUUUCGUUUGAAGUAAACCAGAAGGCGAUGGAAGCUAAAUACCAGAAAAUGAUGAUUAGAAUAUUUCAACUGGAACUGAAGUUGAAAUUAUACGGAUUAACGGAAGAUAUUGAUCGCAGUCAAACAAAAAGGAACAAGCGACCCAGAAGGAGGCUUUGCGAAAUUGAUGCAAUGGUGGAAGAUUUGAUGAAAAGCAGUCUGCCGCAAGCUAGAAAAUCCGAUGAAAAAUCGACGAAUGAAACGUUCGAAAGACAACAAUCGAAUGCAGAUACUCAACAUUCAGGUAAAAUCACAAACAAGUCGGCAAAAACGGGUUUAAGAAACUUUAUUAGCAAGAAGUUAGCAUACGAUAACACGAAAAACAGGAACAAAACAUCAAAUGCUUCACUUACCCAGGAAAUAAAAGCUUCUCGACAACAUCCCCAUUCAAGAUCUGAAGAAAAUGGAAAUGUACUUCAAACUGAGAAUAGCAUCAACCAGCUCUCUACUCUAUCACCUGAAACUCCGCAAAAUAGUGUUGCAAUGUCUGAACAGACAGAAGGAUCAAAUAAUGAGCAUUCAAGUUAUUCACUUUUCCAUUCUCCAUCAAGUGCUGAAUUAAGCUUGGAUCAAUGCAACCUUUUGCUAGAUUUAUUUGGAGCAGACAAUAUGACAAUACUUCAACCGGAACCGGAGACUGAGGUCACCCCCGUCUCUUCUCCAUCUCAAGUAGAAGACAAGUGCCCGUCUCCGGUUCAAUCUCCAGUGACAUUGACGACAAAUUUGCUUGAAGCAUUACUUUGGAAGUCCGACGGCAGCUCAUCUUCCUCCGAGGCGCAUUCUUUGGAAACUUCUACUGAAAAUGCAUGA
Molecule: messenger RNA, 1023 nt
Organism: Saccostrea cuccullata (small rock oyster)
Lineage: Eukaryota; Metazoa; Mollusca; Bivalvia; Ostreida; Ostreidae
Exons: 4
Coding region: 1-1023 (340 amino acids)
Biological process (GO): regulation of transcription by RNA polymerase II
Cellular component (GO): nucleus
Molecular function (GO): RNA polymerase II cis-regulatory region sequence-specific DNA binding; protein dimerization activity; DNA-binding transcription factor activity, RNA polymerase II-specific
Source: RefSeq, a predicted model, not a curated record